UGAGCUGUAAAUGUAUUAGCGUUUCGGUCUCAUCGCUUUGGAUUCGACACAUGUAAACAAACGCUUUUAUUGUUGUUUUUGUAUUUAUUGUUGCUUUUCCGUGCAUUUGGUUUAAGUCAUUAGCCACGAGCUUGCUCCUAUCUCGAGAGCGUGUCUGUGUAUGUUUAAGGCUCGUGCACAGUAGUAUAGAUAAGGCCAAAUCAAUGAUGGACCAGAAAGGAUCGGGUCCGUGCAUCUCAAACGGUACCCACAAGCCGGUCCGGCGACAGCUGAGCAACGGGAGCUGUGGCCCGUUCAGUCCGACAGAUGAGAAAUACCACCAGCAUCAUCCGUACGAGCCUCAAACCAACGGGUCCCCGGCGAAAAGGUGUCGGUUGCGGAGGCGAUUGGAGUCGGCGAGGAAAAACAGACCGCCCUUUCCAUGGUUUGGGAUGGAUAUUGGUGGUACUUUAGUAAAGCUUGUUUACUUUGAGCCAAAAGACAUCACAGCAGAGGAAGAGCAGGAGGAGGUGGAGAACCUGAAGAGCAUACGCAGGUAUCUCACCUCCAAUACGGCCUACGGCAAAACAGGUGUCCGCGAUGUGUACCUGGAGAUUCACAACCUGACCAUCUGUGGUUGCACUGGAAACCUGCACUUCAUCCGCUUCCCCACCGCUGCCAUGCACAGAUUCAUCCAGAUGGGCAGAGAUAAGCACUUCUCCAGCCUACACACCACGCUCUGUGCCACUGGGGGCGGGGCAUACAAGUUUGAGAAUGACUUCAGAACAAUGGCUGAUUUAGAGUUACUGAAGCUGGAUGAGUUGGACUGUCUGAUCCAGGGGCUGCUGUACAUUGACUCAGUCGGUUUUAAUGGCCAUCCCGAGUGCUAUUUCUUCGAAAACCCCUCCGACACACAGCACUGCAUCAAAAGACCCUGUUGUCUUGACAACCCUUUCCCGAUGUUGCUGGUCAACAUUGGCUCAGGCGUCAGCAUUCUGGCAGUGUACUCCAAGGACAACUACAAACGUGUUACGGGCACAAGUCUGGGCGGAGGGACAUUUUUGGGACUGUGUUGUCUGUUGACGGGUUGCGAGACCUUCGAAGAGGCCCUUGAGAUGGCCAGUAAGGGUGACAGCACCAACGUGGACAAACUGGUGAAGGACAUCUAUGGAGGAGACUACCAGCGCUUCGGCCUGCAGGGGUCAGCAGUGGCUUCAAGUUUUGGUCACAUGAUAAGCAAAGAAAAAAGGGACUGUAUUUCUAAAGAGGACCUGGCCAGAGCAACUCUCGUCACCAUCACCAAUAACAUCGGCUCCAUUGCACGCAUGUGUGCAGUCAAUGAGAAUAUCGAACAGGUUGUUUUUGUGGGGAACUUUCUGCGUAUAAACACAGUGUCAACAAAGCUUCUGGCCUAUGCUAUGGACUUCUGGUCCAAGGGCCAGCUGAGGGCCCUCUUCCUGGAACAUGAGGGAUACUUUGGAGCUGUUGGUGCUUUUCUUGAACUGCUGAAGUCAUCUGAAGAUGCAUAAAGGAAAGACAUCAUCAUCUCUGUUUUAUUAUCCAGAAGCUGCUUUAAGACUUCCACGCAGAAGCUCUAACAGGAAAACUGGGACAUCUGAAAGAAGCCAUUACAGUAAUUAACCUGUAAAUAACCUUUAAAAUAAGAUUCAAAAAUAUAUUUUAUGACUACCUUAGUCUCCUUCAGACUGACGACUCUAAUCUAAAAAUGUUAUGAAUUUGUUUACCUGUUGUUGUUUUCCUUUUGUACUGUUUGUAAAUAUCUAUAUGUUUAGUGAACAGGGAGAGUUUGUUGAUGGCCAAAUCCUGCUGUGUAAACUUCUUUGUUCUUGACUUGCCACCAAGUGAGGGUGGCACUUCUGUAUUUAAUGUUAACUUGUGAAUUUUUACCAUCUAAAGGCCCUUUUAGAUAACAGACCUUCAUAUUUAAACUACUGCUCAGAGCCCAGAGAGCUCAGAGUUUAACACACUUUUCUAGUUUUUAUAUAAGCCUCACGUCCUGUGUUAAGUCUGGAUACCAAUUUCCUUCUUUCACUCUUCGUCUUCACUACAGUUAAGAGUGUCCAUGCAUUUGUGCAUGAUUGUAAUUUUAAAUGGGAAUAGGUUUGUUAUUGUAAUUACAUCAGAAAAGAUUAACAUUUAAAAACUAUAUAUUAACACUGAUUCACAUGAAGCCUUCGAUUUUAAAAAGAUAAAAAGAAAGCUCAGGGUGUCACUUUGACUCUUGUCACUUUAGUUACAAAGUUCCCAUAAUAUCCCACAUGGGAUAUUAUGCACACAGUGCAUACAGAGAUAGAUAAACACUGAUUAUUGUUUUUAAGUAUCCUCUGAAAAAUGCUCUUUUUGUCUCUAGUCCUUUUUUAUGUCAUUUGUGCCACUUUUUUUCCAUCCUGCCUAAUCCUUUGUUGCAUUGUCUUUCCUAUCCUAUCUAAACCAAAGCUAUUUCACUAUCAUAUCUAAUACAGAAUGCAGACUGUUAUAUCUGCACAUACCUCUUCUUUGUUUGCCUUCCUCCUUUAUAUAGUUUAGACCAGUCUCUGUUGAAGUUCGACUGAAUAGAAGUAUUGAUAUUACACCAACUAGCAGAGUGAUGACAAAACAAAGAAAUAUUAAGUCUGUAUGGCUACAGUUAUUCUCAUCUCCCUUUUCUACACCAAUGUAAUAUAAAACAUGUUUAGGCUGUUCAGUGACUCAAUCAAACAAUCCCGUUAUUUUUAGAUGAAAACAUUGUAAUGUCAUUUAAAAAUAAGAUACAAGCCCCUUACUAAAUUGUUUUGUUCAGUUCUCCCUGUUGUUUUUCAUGCCUUCUCUUUCAUACUGCUCUCUUCUUUUAAAUUAUGCAAUGGCUGUUUUUAGGUUGUGUUAUUCUUUCUUUGUGUGAGGGUUUUUUCUUUGUUAGUUUUUUAUCCAGUAUGCUUUUGAUCUUUUUAUUUUUUAACUUUAGCUUUGUAAGGUAACAUUUCUGCAAAAUGAGAUUAUGGGGAUCUUACAUGUCAUCUAACAAUUCUGUUUGCCAGACAAGAAAAAUACCAACAGUACUUUUGUUUUUAUGUUCACCUUUAAUGUGAGAAGAUUUUUAGGUAAAUUGCCUAUGUACAAUGAUGUUGCACUUUCUUUACACUAUGGCUUUGGUUGGCCUUAUAUUCUUGCCAUUAAAUAAGUAAAUGGCAUAGUUUGGAACACAGAAUAGCUGCAAUAAACUUCACAGUCAUUGUUUUGUGAUUUGAUUAUUAUUGUUAAAUGGACAUUUUAAUUACUAUCUUUGAUGUCAUGGUGCUGCUGUUCUGCAAUCAUUUUGAAAAGAAAAUUUAAAUAUAUUUUUAAAUAAUUUUAAAAGUAUAUCAGUAUGACAGAUGUAUGCUGCACAGAUGAUUGAUAUUCACGAAGAUUACUGGUAAUAGUAUUAUUGAUAAUUGUUUAGAAAGAUGCACAAGCUUUAAAGUAUUCAAGACUGUGUAAUUGCAUUUCAUAACUUUCUGUGCAAUACCUAAACAAAAGCUAACCCACUUUUUUUUUUAUUCGCUUUUAGGACAAAAUCUACAGCUUCAUGUUUUACGAAUGAGGGUGAGGCCCUCCUAGAGAUUGUUGUGAAGUAAUACCACACACCUGAAAGUUGAAAAGUUGUUUUUUUGUAUAUUAUUGAAAGUUGUGCUAAAGUAGUAAACCAGCGGUGUGAGAAAAUUAGGGGAUACUUUAGUCAUUUUUGUUUUGCAGUAUUCCUUUCCUCUGAAGGGUGGCCGAACUUUGUAUCUCUUGCUAUGCAGUAAAGUCACAUGCUCAAUUUUGUUUGCAGAAUGCAGUUUGGCUGAGGGAAACUAGCUGCUCAUGUCCCAUCUCUGCCACUUGUGUCAGUUCAUACUGUUACUCUGGGAACUUUUUCUUGUUGCUUUCGCUUUGAGAUAAUUUUUUUGUGUGAUUUAAAAAAAAAAAAAAAAUUCUUUGGUUUCCUAGUUGCAUUUGUAGAAAAAUAACUGUUUGCUUCGCGUGUUUGACACUAAUGGAUAUUUUGUGCUAUUGUAUCAGAUUGUACAAAUUUGUAAAUAUUCCUGUCAUUGUUUGUCACCUCAAGUCAUUGAAGCCACUAUAUAACUUUGUGGAAAAUGAUAGAGGCUUAAUGUCUGUGUGAUUCACUGGGUUUAAUGGAUACAAUUUAUGCAUAGUCUCAAGAAAGGAAAAUUUUUUAA
Molecule: messenger RNA, 4181 nt
Organism: Xyrauchen texanus (razorback sucker)
Lineage: Eukaryota; Metazoa; Chordata; Actinopteri; Cypriniformes; Catostomidae
Product: pantothenate kinase 1-like
Exons: 7
Coding region: 204-1508 (434 amino acids)
Biological process (GO): coenzyme A biosynthetic process
Cellular component (GO): cytosol; nucleus
Molecular function (GO): pantothenate kinase activity; ATP binding
Source: RefSeq, a predicted model, not a curated record